AUGAUAUCUUGGUCAAUAUGCAUUCGAGUCGCGGUCUUCCUCCGAGCCAUUGCCACGGCUCAGCAGCUACCAAGCACCGUGGAACUAGACACCAUACUCCCCAGGAACGAAACAUACCAGAGACAAUCGAGUUUUCCCAUCAUCUCUGCCAUUCAAAACGCAGCAACAGCAAUCCCAUACGGAUUUUGGGUUCAAUGGACCCUUCAAGAUCUCGACCAUCAAAACAAUACAGCUACUCACACUCUGGACCAUGAUACUUGGCAAAACACCACCCUCACAGCAUCCGGUGCCUACGUACUGGCCACCAAUACACCAGAAAUCCCUAGCAGCACAGCGAAGAAAUGGAGUUUAAACUGGUCGAUGGGCUUCCAUCAGAAGUGUACAGCUGGACAUGCUAUUGUCUCCUCAUCGCCGAUGAGUGCGAGUGGAUAUGAAAUAAGUGGUAGCAUGGUGCUUACCGUCAGUGCUAUCGGUAACACUCCGGAUUUCCUGACAUCUCGAUGUCCAGAAUUUGCAGGCGCGAUUGGUAUCAAGGAGAAAUUGACUACGACUCGUGGGGAAGCUUGUCCUGUUCUCGAGGAGGAGGAGCCGAGGGGAAAUCCUUGUGGCUUUGUGGUCGAUGGGAGUGUUGUUGGUGAUAUUUCUGCGCGACUGAAUGCCUCUUUGCUGUGUGCUGGCAAUAAUGGGACAUGUGAGAGACUUAGCUCGGUGGGAACCUUUUUGGAGUCCCGGAAUGUGCUUCUUGGGGUUGGGAUGAUGGUUUUGAGGGUUCUCUGGGGAUAG
Messenger RNA from Hymenoscyphus albidus, 783 nucleotides. The record is from the annotation of a GenBank genome assembly. Lineage: Eukaryota; Fungi; Ascomycota; Leotiomycetes; Helotiales; Helotiaceae.